AUGGAUUCCUGGGAAGACGAAGCAUUAUUUACCACACAGAGCUCUACGAACACUGACAUUUCAGCAGAAAUCGAAGGUAAUCGCGUGUAACGUUGAGUCAUUUCUGGCAGUGCUUUACUUCUUUAUCUACCUCUAAAGGCGGCGUUUCCAUUUUCAUUUUAAAAUAGAGCGAAGAUUUAGAACGCCAAUUACAGCUUCAGAAUGCGAGAAGCUUGACAAAAGCUAGGUAUCAGACGCCAGCCGCCGGAAAUGGGCGUCGGUUUUGAAAGUCUUUGCAAAGCCGUGGAAGAAGCAGAGAAAUGAAGCGCUUUUGAAACAAGAUUACGGUGGCGAUCCAGUAAUUGAAGAAGAUAUAGACGAGAUGUCAGACGAGUUGUUA
Porites lobata is the source of this 379-nucleotide messenger RNA. Lineage: Eukaryota; Metazoa; Cnidaria; Anthozoa; Scleractinia; Poritidae. The record is from the annotation of a GenBank genome assembly.